AUGGUCUCUUCGCUCACAUCCAGGCCCGUCAGCAGUGUCCGUGAUCAGCAGGACUCCUUUCGUUUGCCUAGUACCACCAACACCACCACUCAUCUCAACCCAAAGUCGGUCACCACGGAACCAUCUCCUCGUAUCGGAUCCGUCCUCAGCACUUCCAGCGAUUGUUCAGCAGUCCUUUCCCUCCCAGACGAUCGUCACAGCUCGCCUUUUGCAGCAUCCGCUCGUUCUUCCGAGUAUUCGUUUGAUCGAAGCUCCCUCAGCACUGCAGCUACCUUUCCACCACCGCCGCGCGAGCCUGAACAGUUGCCGUCAAUUGCUGCGCUCGACAGUCUUGGAACAAAACAACGUCGUCUCGUAGAACCCUCCUCUGUGUAUCCAGAUCGACACACCUUCGUUCACCCCACCACAGCAGCAUCCGCAAUGAACCCUUCCGAUAAGUCAGAUCACAUUGCCCGUCGUGGCUCACCACCGCCUCAGGCCUUGCGAAGACCUACCUCCCCAGCUGGUAGGAUCUCUAACCAUUCUGCCGAGUGGGACAUGCACUCCGAUCGUGGCAGUCCACGCAUGCCAAGCCGACGUUUGGGUCUUCCACCACCUCCUGCUCCCUCGGCUGCACCUCCUUCCGCCUACGCUCGUGAAUACAUCAACAGUCCUCGUACAUCCUACCGCGAAUCUGCUUACCGUGAACCUCAUCCUGCUACCCACCGCGAACUCUCCCCGCCUUCGACCACCGGUCUCAAGCGCAAGCUGAGCAAUACUUCCGACAUGGCUGCACGACGACCUUUUCCAGAGCGAGUUGACAGAAACGGCAAUGCUUGGGGUCCUUCCGACUACCCUCCUCUUCCUGCAUCUUCGCGUGCUGCUGCUGCUGGCGCCUACGCCGAACCUGGUUACUAUGGAGGCAGAGAGCGAGGCGAUACACCUGAACGCGCUUACUCUGGCUCCUACUCUCGUGACCCAGCCUACUCGGCUCGUCACGCGGAUUCACGCAUGGAAGACCCACACUACUCUCCUCGUCAUGCUCAUCCUGCCUCGCCUUCUACCUCUCGCACCGCCUACCACCGUGGAGGAUAUGAUGCUGUCACACCCUCAGGCCAUCCAUACCCAGUCGCAGCACGCAGAUCUGAUCGAUACAGCCCUGGACCUUCGCCUCGUUCGCCUUCGUAUGUUUCUCGUCAAGUAGUCCCUCCUCAUCGAGCUCCUUCACCGCAUGAUGGUUACGGCAGAAGCGCACCGCAACACUUGUCAUAUUCGCGGCGACCUUCGCCACCACCUUUUGCAUCCGACCCUCGUCCACAACUGCCGCCUCUGUCGUCCCGCACUCCAGCUUCUCGAUACCCAGCAUCAGCAGCAUCAGCAGCAGCAGCAGCACCACCACCACCACCACCCCGUGGCGGCCGAUACACUCCUCCCUUGGAAGCUAGCCAUGCCAGCGACAGGUUGAGUCCAGAGAUAGAUCCGCAUGCAUACUCGGAACCUUUUUACCCGGAUCGUCGUCUGUAUUUCGCUAGAGAGCGCAUUCUGGAUCACGAGAUGGAUGAGUAUUACAAUGGCCCCAUCGGUGCCAAUGCGAGCAGCGGCGCAAGCAAAGGACGUUACGCCGAUUACCCUUACGAUCCCUAUGGAUCUCCUCAUGCUGGGUCGUAUCCUCCAUCAGGCGCACACAAAGGUGCCAAUGGACCCAUGCCUGUACCUUCUCCCGUCUCUGCACCUUUGGCACCACACCCAGGAGCAGCAGGAGGCAGACACCUCGACUCUUGUGUUCCCUAUGCCAGUCCUUACGCUCCAGGAGACUACAUGUCACACGAUCCCCGCGACAUGCACCCGAGCAUGGUUAGACCCGGUGGACCCAUGGGAAGACCCGUCAUGGCUAUGCCUGCAACCCAUGUCCCACCUGGGCCAUCAGCCGGUAUUGCGCCUCCUCCUCGUCGUAGAGGCAAGCUUCCCAAACCCGUCACCGAUCUUCUCAAAUCUUGGUUAUUGGAGCAUGCGAGUCAUCCAUAUCCUACCGAGGACGAGAAGAGGUCAUUGUGCAGUAUGACUGGGUUGACCCUGUCCCAGGUCAGCAACUGGUUCAUCAAUGCUCGUCGUCGAAUCCUUUUACCGACCGGCGCAAAUGGUAGUCCGGGUGGAUCGACUGCUGCGCAGGUCAAGGCAGCGUUUAGUGGCGAUUCUCCUAGCCCUCCUCAUCAUGAAGCCUAA
Messenger RNA from Ustilago hordei, 2202 nucleotides. RefSeq lists its product as uncharacterized. Gene Ontology annotation, molecular function: DNA-binding transcription factor activity, RNA polymerase II-specific; RNA polymerase II cis-regulatory region sequence-specific DNA binding. The coding region runs from base 1 to 2202 and encodes 733 amino acids. Gene Ontology annotation, biological process: regulation of transcription by RNA polymerase II. The transcript has a single exon. Lineage: Eukaryota; Fungi; Basidiomycota; Ustilaginomycetes; Ustilaginales; Ustilaginaceae. The record is from RefSeq and is a predicted model, not a curated record.